AAAUUAAAAAAAAAAAAAGGAUGGAAUAAAAUUCCACGGCGGGGGGGAACAUUGUCGUUUGAAAAAUCACCAAUGGCAGAACCUUAACUCAGCCGCAGCUUUCUCUGGCAUUUCAUGCGUUUCAAUUGGUCGCAAAGAGAGAGAGGGAGAGGGGGAGAGAGAGAGAGAGAGAGAAAGAGAGAGAGAAAGAGAGAGAGAGAAGAGAGAGAGAGAGAGAGAGAGAGAGAGAGAGAGAGAGAGAGAGAGAGAGAAAACCAUUGACCCAGGGAUCUAGCGGUUUAUUUUCCCACCUUGAAUCACACAUACAAAACAAAAAAUCUCAACCUCUCUUUGCAUGAAAUCGGAAAACAAGUCCAUUUUUAAUCUUUGCAUUCAACGUGUUCUUCUUCCGCGUAUGCAAACCAUUUUUCUGUUUUUAUAUCUGUGAUGGAUAGUAACUAUUCAGCUAUUCCCAAAAACUCGUUUGUGGAAUUGCAAAUACACAAUGAACUACCACCCCCAAGAUCCCUUAACAAAUCCCAUGCCAAACUUCCUCAUUUGGAUGAGGAAAGCUAUGUAGAUUCCAAAAAUGUUAAUGGGCUUGAUCUGGAUGAUGAUUUUGAUGAUAGUUUGGAGUACCAUGUUGAUAAUUAUCCACUAAUUGUUGGUGAUGGGUCUAAUAAACAUGGGUUGGGGAUUUCUGGGGCAGUCUUUAAUCUUACAACAUCCAUUAUUGGGGCUGGGAUCAUGGCCCUGCCUGCCACCAUGAAGGUUCUUGGGAUGGUUUUGGGGUUUGUUUUGAUAAUUGUGAUGGGAAUUUUGUCUGAAAUUAGUGUUGAAUUGUUCGUGAGGUUUUCAGUUUUGUGUAAGGCUUCCUCAUAUGGGGAGGUUGUUCAAUGUGCCUUGGGAAGGCCCGCAAGAAUCUUGGCGGAAAUUUUUAUAAUUUUGAACAAUGGUGGUGUUUUGGUGGUCUACUUGAUUAUUAUGGGUGAUGUUAUGUCGGGUUCUCUUCAUCAUACUGGGGUUUUCGAUCAAUGGUUGGGACAUGGAUUUUGGGAUCAUAGAAAGAUUCUGAUUCUGAUUGUAUUAGUGGUCUUUCUGGCACCCCUUUGUGCCCUUGAGAAGAUUGAUUCUUUGAGCUUGACUUCAGCUGCUUCCGUAGCUCUGGCAGUUGUGUUUGUUGUGGUUGCUUGUGCCAUUGCGUUAAUUAAGCUUGUUGAAGGGCAAAUUGAGCCUCCAAGGAUGGUUCCAGAUUUUGGUUCGAAAAAGGCAAUCUUGGAUUUGCUUGUGGUGAUUCCUAUCAUGACCAAUGCUUAUGUUUGUCACUUUAAUGUUCAGCCUAUAUACAAUGAACUCGAAGGGCAUUCUCCUCAGAAGAUGAACCAGGUGGGGAGGAUCACAACUGUUCUUUGCGUUGCUGUCUAUGCUGCAACGGCUAUAUCAGGAUAUCUACUCUUUGGGAAUGAUACGGAGUCUGAUGUGCUGACCAACUUUGAUAAGGAUCUUGGAUUUCGUUUCAGUUCUGCAUUGAAUUAUGUUGUCCGAAUAGGGUACAUAUUUCAUUUGAUUUUCGUUUUCCCAGUUAUCCAUUUCUCCCUACGGCAAACAGUGGAUGCCUUGGUGUUUGAGGGAUCUGCUCCACUAUCAGAGAGUAGGAAAAGGUCAUUGACCUUGACAGUGGUUCUGUUGGGACUCAGUUAUUUCGGCUCUACCAUGAUUCCCAACAUUUGGACGGCUUUCAAAUUUACAGGGGCAACUUCAGCAGUGUCAUUGGGUUUUACCUUCCCAUGCCUUGUUGCCUUGAGACUAGGUCAUCAUGGGGAUAGUUUGAGUGUUACAGAGAGGCUCUUUUCCUGGUUGAUGUUAGUGGUGGCAAUAGCAGUCAGCAUUGUUGGAGUCAUUGGAAAUAUUUAUAGCCUCAAUAGCAAGUCUGAAUGAUCCACUAUUAUAUGAUUUGGGGGUUCCUUUUUCUAGAUAUUAAUUUGGUGAUUAUAUGAUGAAGCCACGAGCUAGACUUCCUUUUUCUUUAUUGUACUAAGGCAUGCCAGAUUUCAAAACUUCAAAUGAAAUGCAUGAGGUUAGACCUCGAACUGGGAAGUUUGAUACAUAAAAUUGUUUCCGACUCUGCCAGUUAUGCCUGGAUGUGCAAAGAAGAGCUUUGGAAAAUCUGAUGGCUGUUCUCAUGUCAAACAUACAAUUUCUUUUGUGCUUCUAAGGAACUCUGACAGUCUGUUUUACUUAGCAUUUGAGGAAUUUUUUUGGGCUCAGAAUACUUGAUACAGUAAUUGCCAACAUUUGUAAGUAGAAUGCAAUUGAGUUUAAAUAAUUAUAACAGUAAUUUGUUAGUCCCACAUUACAUUCUGUUGUAACCGUAUCAUUCAUAAGUAAAUGGUGUUUCUGUUUUUUA
Ziziphus jujuba (common jujube) is the source of this 2386-nucleotide messenger RNA. Its product is annotated as amino acid transporter AVT6E. The record is from RefSeq and is a predicted model, not a curated record. The transcript has 2 exons. Gene Ontology annotation, biological process: amino acid transmembrane transport. Gene Ontology annotation, molecular function: amino acid transmembrane transporter activity. Lineage: Eukaryota; Viridiplantae; Streptophyta; Magnoliopsida; Rosales; Rhamnaceae. Bases 427 to 1917 code for a protein of 496 amino acids.